CUCGCCGCCCAGCCCACUCCGCCGAGCGCCGGGGCCUUAGCACGCGCGGCCAAGAUGGCGGCUGCGGGAGGCGGGCGGCGCAGCGGGCACGGCCGGCUCUGACCUGGCCGCCGCACGGCGCGGCGGGAGGGUGCACGGAGGCCUCCGCGGGGCAGCGCCGGCCGGCUAGGGAGAAGGCAGAGCCCCCCUUCGGGGGGGGGGGGAGAGGGAGUUGUGUGCGGAAGGCGGGGGCCGCUGCCGGCAAGCCCGGCCGUGAGGGGCCGGCGCGCGGGGCGUGAGGGCGGGAGCCGGCCCGGAGGGGUGAGGCGGCCCGCGGCGGGGGGAGGGUGAGGGGCCGGGCCGAGGAGGGGCAGCGCGGGCUGAGGCGAGGCGAGGCGAGCUGAGCCGGCCGGCGGACAGGGGAAGGCUGGCUCCCUGCGGCGGGCGAUCGCAGGGCAGGCGGCGGCUGCGCCGGUGGCUCCCCGCGUUCCUGGCUCUCGGCUGCUGGGCGCCCCACGCCAUGUUCUCGGUGCUCUCCUAUGGCAGGCUGGUGGCCCGGGCAGUCCUGGGCGGCCUCUCGCAGACGGACUCCCGUGACUACAGCUUGGUGACAGCCAGCUGUGGCUUUGGCAAAGAUUUCCGCAAGGGCAUCCUCAAGAAAGGCAUGUGCUACGGAGACGACGCCUGCUUCGUGGCCCGGCACCGGUCGGCAGAUGUGCUGGGGGUAGCGGACGGUGUAGGUGGCUGGAGAGACUAUGGGGUCGACCCAUCUCAGUUCUCAGGGACUCUAAUGCGAACGUGUGAACGUUUAGUAAAAGAAGGACGGUUUGUACCAAGUAACCCUGUUGGGAUUCUCACCGCAGGUUACUGUGAGCUGCUGCAGAACAAAGUACCUUUGCUUGGAAGCAGCACAGCCUGUUUAGUCGUUCUGGACAGGACAAGUCAUCGUUUACAUACAGCCAACUUGGGAGACUCUGGAUUUUUGGUAGUCAGAGGAGGAGAAGUAGUCCAUCGAUCCGAUGAGCAGCAGCAUUACUUCAACACUCCGUUCCAACUGUCCAUAGCUCCACCAGAAGCAGAAGGCGUUGUCUUGAGCGACAGCCCCGAUGCUGCUGAUAGUACUUCAUUUGACGUCCAACUUGGAGACAUUAUUUUGACUGCAACAGAUGGACUGUUUGACAACAUGCCUGACUACAUGAUUCUGCAGGAGUUGAAAAAGCUGAAGAACUCCAACUAUGAGAGCAUACAGCAGACUGCGAGAAGCAUUGCUGAGCAAGCUCACGAGCUGGCAUAUGAUCCCACUUACAUGUCGCCGUUCGCACAGUUCGCAUGUGACAAUGGGUUGAAUGUGAGAGGGGGAAAACCAGACGACAUCACCGUCCUUCUGUCUAUAGUAGCCGAGUACACAGACUGAGCUGCCCGCAGCGGCAGCCCCCGUUCGCACCCCCGGCUCCAGCCCCACACCCGGUUUCCUGCUGGCAGGAUCCUUCCUUCCUUCGCAGCCGAGCUCGGCAGCCGGUUCUCGAGCUCGUGGCCUGAAGCCCUUGUGAAGAACCACUCUCAUAGUACACUGGUCUUUGUCUGCCAGCAAGAAAUGAAGAAGCUCAAGGCUUGAAAAGCAUGUGUCUCAGAGCUUAAUCAUUGUCCGUAAAAAGGGGGAGGAUCGAUCCCACGUCGUUACUGCAUUUGAAAUGUGACUUCCUUUCAAAGGAGUAGAAUUGGUUUCUCAUCUUUCAAACUAGAUUCAAUAGAUACAACCUCUCCAGGAGGGCAUAUUACUCUGCUUACUAGAAACGUUCACUAUUCAUUAGAGGGUAUGUUACAGAACAGAGUUUCAUAAGCAUAGUCUUGUUACAGUGAUAGCUGAGGUUUCGUGUUUCUAAGCUCCGGUUUUCAGGAGAUUUCUAACUGCUGUAAACAUUCUGCUCUUGCCAUCCAUGGUGUCAGCCUUAGGAGCCUUUUCUAGUACGGAAUUUCCAAAACAAAAAUCCAUACUUAGUUCAAGUUCUAUGGAUGCAAAUGUGUUUUGUGAUUUCAGGUGCUUUAACUGUGAUCUUAAAAAGUUCUGCAGAUCAUUUGUCCGUAAUGGGCCUGGUAUCGGGGUGUUUGGGCUGUGGAGAAUUUUAAUUUAAUUUAAUUUUAUGUUAUUUUUUUGAAGUACAAAUUCUAACUCGGUGUCAGCAAACUGAGCGGGGCAGAGCCGAGGUCCCUGCAGCAUCUUACCCCAUCGCGGCAGCGCAGGGUGAUGUGGCGCAGAGAACAGCUCAUCCUCAGCUCUGCCCUCGCUUCUGGCAGCUGAUGCUGUUGUUAACGAAGCUUAAUUUGUGUUCAGAAUUGCCACUCGCUCGUGUAGAACAGAACGUGCUGCACCCGUUGAGGUCCAGUCGAUCCUUUGACUCGCAGACGAGCACCUCUCUCUGCUCCUGCUGUGGCAGCAGCGGGAAGUACAGAACCUAUUAAUGAAUAAUCAGCUAAACUUACAUUUCAGUAACUCAAGUUUCGGGUUUGGGGAAUGAACCUUAAUGAUGUUUACAGUUCUCUAACAGCCACUUUGCAAUAUGACAUUUCCUUUCGAAUGACCGUAGCUCCCGUUUGUUCCCCCCUCUUCCAGCAAGCUUUCCUUUUCCUUUCCUGAGGUUCAUACAAAACAAGCUGAUAGCUGUAAAGAUAUAUAUAUUUUUGGUCAGGUUUUUGGCUGGGUUUUUUGUUUUUGGGUUUGUUUUUUUUUUCAUUAACUUUUUUGCUGGUAGAAGAGUCUGUAGAAAUAAAUUAAAGCCAUGUUUUUAUAUAUAAAAAGUCGGGUAAUGUUGCUGUUUAGGUGAGUGCAGUUAAACUCGGUCAGUAAGUAAUCUUACCUGCUCUCCAGAGGAGAUUUUUUACUACCUGGUUUAUUGUAUUAAAACUGUUUAAGUUUGAGGUUACCUCAACCUGUUUAAAGAAUUUUUGUGGACUUGUACUGUAUAUUUGCGUAACUAUGUCGAGCUUUUAUUUAAGGUCAUUUAACAUGUACCAUGUACAUGUCAUUUUACUAUAUUUCAAUGCAUCAUGCUUGUAACAGGCAUUUCAGUUAUAAUAAGUGAUUAAUUUGGAAGCUCUUCAGUAAUUUAUCUGCUAUUCCUAAAUUGGCGUCACGUUAGCGAUGGAUUUUACAUCACCUUGUAAUUACUUGUCAAAAUGCCUUAACCACCCUAACUUGACCAAAAUCUGAUUUUGGUGAGGGUACGGGGAGGAUGAUGUUAAUGAAGAAGAAUUUACUGAGUUUUGUGCUACCUGGAACAGUGAGUGGUGGAUAACUUUGCACAAAUUGUGAGUCCUCGUUGUUUUCUACAACGGAACAAGCUGUUCCCGGCUGUCUCCCAGAAGGAAUGUAUCCACGCUGCAGCACAGGGCUUUGUUUCUCGCGUUUGGGAGGGACGUUUCCCUCUCAAACCUUGGGUGUCUUUUACAUUUUACUCUCCAGUAUUUACUGUCGCGCUUCUUGAUUAGAGCAGAUUUGAUCAAUUCUUCUUUCCCUUCACCUUCCCUUCAAGCGAUGCCCCUGUAGACCCGGACUGCUGCACUCUCACCCCUCGCUCUCAGCACGCUCAUCCCCAGCCCUCGGUAGUUUUUUCCCCUCUCCGCUUCCUAGAGGUAGGCACGGGGAGACGUUUGCGGAGCGGAUGGCGAAGGCGCUUGUCCCCUUGCGCUGUGCUCUGCCGCUGCGGUGCCGGGAUCGGGAAUUCCCGAUUGGAAGCCGUUGGCAGCUGAGCACUAUCAACAAAGCCGUUUGCCUCAUAUCACACCGUGAUUCUAGUUUUUUAUUAUUAAGAACAAAUUUGGGUUUUGAUUUACAAAUCAUGAGUUAAUCCCUCACCGGACACACCAAAGACCAGUAAAGCUUAUAGCUUUUCCAUCUGUUUAUAAAGCAAUACUGUAUUAUAAAGAAUUGAUAUUUUUAUCACAUGCUUGAUUGUUUUGGGGUUUGGUUUUUUUCCUUUCUUUUAAGAUGUGCACUCGAAACAUAUCAAACCUGAUUUCUUCCUAUGAACUUAAGCUGUCUGCGCACAACAAAUUUAAUGGAAAAGGAAAUGACAGGGCCCAUCCUAUCAAAAUCCUUGUAAGCGAUGCAUGAAGCAGUAACACUUCCUAGGAAUUAGCUUAUUGUGGCUACUCACGAGAGGAGCGUACAAGAAGGGUUGUUCAUGCCAUGGAAGCGUGUGUGAGCGGAGCACGGGCUGACUCCCGGCUGCACGGGGGGUUUCUGGUUGUGGUCAGGAGCUGGUGGAUCGGGAGCGAUGAGCUGAAGGAAGAGUUUUAUACACCAGUAACACGUAACACCCGGGGCUGGUGGGAACUGGGGUUCCCAGGGCGGCGUUAUUGGGUGUUUGGGCAAACCAGGGCUGAGAUGUGGUGAAUUGGAAACUGUGGUUCCUUGCUCCUUUUACAGCUAUCUUUGGGAGACCUGCGACAUCCAGCUUCCCUCUAAACGUCCUUUCUUGGUGUCUAUGAAGAAGGUUAAAUGGCUUAAAAAAACCCCCAAAAUACAGAUCUUGGGACCAGGCAGUUGCAAUGAGUUGAGGAGAAGGGAGGGGUGAGGGUCUGGCAAAGACGUGGAGGAUUUUGUGAUGGAAUCUCCAUCUCUUGCUGAUGGACAUCCCUUCUCUGCGGAAAACCCAGCUGUGUGGGUAGGAAGGGGCUGUGUGAAGUAGUUUCUCACAAAGAUAGCUGAAAUAAUGAAGCAAAUCUGAGUCUGUAUCUAAUGAGGAUGCUUUUUUGUUGUUGUUAAAAUGAGACUAUCAUCUAUGCUUACCUAAGAGGCGAUUAUGUGAAUUUCAUGUCUGAGGUAUA
This is a messenger RNA of Strigops habroptila (Kakapo), 4806 nucleotides long. RefSeq names its product protein phosphatase targeting COQ7 (gene PPTC7). The transcript has 6 exons. The coding region runs from base 500 to 1393 and encodes 297 amino acids. NCBI's taxonomy places the organism in Eukaryota, Metazoa, Chordata, Aves, Psittaciformes, Psittacidae. The record is from RefSeq and is a predicted model, not a curated record.